UUCUCAUUUUUUAGAGGAAAGUUGAACAUCUCGAAACCAUAGCCAUGGCGAAUGUGGAGAAUCCAGAAGCGGAAGGAAUGGAAGCUUCAGAUGCUAGCUUCGUGGAUGGAGAUGAUGGUGAUGACUCGAGUCCUUCGAAGAAGGGGUCACUAGCGGAACUACUAAAAGAUCCAUCCAUGUUGGCAGCGAUACAAGCCAAGAUCCGUUCGCGGGAUCAAAUACAAGCUCAUACGGAAUAUAUGCGCUCGUUGCCACGACCUGUUAAGCGCAGAAUAAAAGCCUUGAAGAAACUCCAGCUAGAGUCAACUAAUAUUGAAGCGAAGUUUUUCAUGGAGCUUCACAAUCUUGAAAUAAAGUACCAAGCCCUGUAUAAGGAUCAGUAUGAUAUGCGUUCAAAAAUCGUCAACGCGGAACACGAACCAAAUGACGAAGAGUGUAAAUGGUCUUUGGACAACGAGGAGGAAGAGUUGAGCAAUGAGUUGAAAGAUAAAGUUAACGUAGGCGAUACAAAAGAUGAUGUGAAAGGGGUGCCGGAAUUCUGGUUCAAGGUUUUGAAAAAUGUCAGUCUAUUGGAUGAGAUGAUACAUGAACAGGACGAGCCAGUCUUGAAGCAUUUAACAGACAUCAAGUAUGAAGUCACGAAUGAUCCUGCGGGAUUCAAGCUGGAAUUUUUCUUCUCGCCGAACGACUAUUUCACGAAUAGUGUUCUUACCAAAACCUAUGAAUUGAAGUGCGAACCAGAAGAAGAUGAUCCAUUCAGUUUUGAAGGUCCAGAAAUCAUUCGUUGUCGUGGGUGCCCCAUCGAUUGGAAAAAAGGCAAAAAUGUUACUGUCCGGGUGGUAAAGAAGAAACAGAAACACAAAGGUCAUGGUGGAGUGCGCAUGGUAACGAAAACUAUCCCCACGGACUCGUUCUUCAAUUUCUUCGAUCCCCCAGAAGUUAAGGAUGACGAAUCCGAUGAAGAUCAGCAGCAGAUUUUAUCGGCUGAUUUUGAAUUCCGUGGUUCGGUUCUUGGCUUAUAUCGUCGCAUUAUGCGAGUGCAGAAAACGUGGCAAUCGAAGGACCCUGAGGAGAGCAAGGAUGACAAAGCAUUCAUCCUUGCUGAAGCAAGACGGCUCUUCAAGCAGAACAAAAGUUUGAAGGAUAGAGGAGAUAUUAUUGCUAGUAUUAAGGAAGGAGAAGCUCGUUUGGAAUUAGCUAUUCACUACCAAAAUCCACAUCCGCGGCCUGUGAAUCUCCCUCCUCACUCCCUGGCUACGGGAUGGACAAAAAUGAAAGCUGAAGAACGUAAGAGACGUCUUGGCAAACCCGUUUAUGUGAAGUCACUGGACGAAGUUUCUUGAAGAAAGGGUCAUUAUUAUUUAGUCUUCAAUGGAAAAUUGCAACGUUUGGAAGUUUUUUUUUUUAGAAUGUGUGAA
Notodromas monacha is the source of this 1418-nucleotide messenger RNA. Lineage: Eukaryota; Metazoa; Arthropoda; Ostracoda; Podocopida; Cyprididae. The record is from the annotation of a GenBank genome assembly.